This is a messenger RNA of Kwoniella botswanensis, 570 nucleotides long. RefSeq lists its product as uncharacterized. Bases 1 to 570 code for a protein of 189 amino acids. Lineage: Eukaryota; Fungi; Basidiomycota; Tremellomycetes; Tremellales; Cryptococcaceae. The record is from RefSeq and is a predicted model, not a curated record. The transcript is spliced from 5 exons.
AUGAGCCUCAACAUCCGAAAACAAUGGUCAUUCAGCGGUCUAGAUUAUACGGUGAAAGAUCAAGAUGGGAAAGUACUCUUGCGAAGCCAUGGUCAUCGAGAAUACCGUACUGAUUUAAUCCGAAUUACUGAUCAGUCCAGCCGAGAGAUAUUCACAUGCAUUCGUAAUCAUCCACAAAAUCAUUUUAAUGUCUUCUUGCCGAAUGCAGAUACGAACUCUCAACAGGAGAAGAUAUGCUCGAUUUCUCUCAUGUUCACCUACAGAGGACCAGGGGAAGAAUGUGGACAGGGGUCUAGAACGCACUUCAAAGACCACCUCACGGGGAUAAACAAUGAGAUUGUGGUAGAUUGGAUGGACCUUAUGAGGCAUAGGGGUCUGAUAAGCUUGAGAGAUGAUACUGGACAUGAUAGGACCAACCAAGAGAAAUUUGGUAAAGGUGUAGUUAUAGGUUCAUUGAAUGAUUAUGAUACGGUAUUUGACUAUACUCAUCCUCAGGUAGAGUUCAUUCCGAAUAUCGAUUAUACCCUCCUAGCUAUCACUGCAAUCUGUACUGAAUCAUUUACUGGUUAA